This is a messenger RNA of Andrographis paniculata, 1183 nucleotides long. RefSeq names its product F-box protein At5g39250. Bases 235 to 984 code for a protein of 249 amino acids. NCBI's taxonomy places the organism in Eukaryota, Viridiplantae, Streptophyta, Magnoliopsida, Lamiales, Acanthaceae. The transcript has 2 exons. The record is from RefSeq and is a predicted model, not a curated record. Gene Ontology annotation, molecular function: protein binding.
UUCUAACAGUUAGCCGAGCGGGUCGAGCUUGGCUCUAGCCGGUUCAUUUAGCAGCUCUUUUUCUCUGUUUAUUUUUCUUUCGAUUUGUUUCGUGUUCUUCUAGAUUAAUUCCUGAAGACUAGUCUACGUGAUCCGGUCUUCGAUUCCAUCUCCUUUUUGUAAAUUCUCGUCCCCGCUGUGUUCCGUUGCCUUACCGAAUUGCUUUGGAUUCAGAGUGACGAAUUCGUGAAUGAGAUGCUGAACGAGGAAAUUUUAAAGGUAGUGUUCCCUCUACUAGAAGGCAGAGAUCUUGCGACAUGUACGUUGGUUUGUAAGCAGUGGCAACAGAUUGCUGCGGAUGAUUACUUCUGGAAAUGUCUGUGCGCGAAGAGAUGGCCCUCAAUCUGCAAGCAGUCAUCAACUCCUACAUCGUCUUAUCGCAAAUUAUUCAAAGACUUCUAUUUACGCCGCCCCAGCAGGACCAUUCUUCCUCCGAGGCUAUCCUUCAAUGACUUGGAAUUCUACAUCGACAUCUGGACUGAAGACAAGCUGGCAUUUUCUGAAGUUGUGCCGGGACCCAUUCUCCAGAACGGAACGUGGACAUUGCCAGCUGGAAUCUGCGACGCUCUUAGGUUCCACUUGGACAGUCCCGAUUACAAAAUGACGCUGCCUGUGGAAUCGAGGUUUAAUAUUCCAGUGGGUCAGACAGUCAGCGUUUCUGUGCUUGUGGGUCGAAAGGAUUCCAAUAAAGUAGCUCGCAUCAUCAACAAAUCUGUCUUCGAUUACAUAGAUCGAUCCACGUACCGUGCACUGGCAUUUGACUACCUCGACUUCUCUCCCGCACAUCCUUUUGUGUCCGGCAUAAGAGCUUGGAUCUCAUUGCUUUUCAUGGACCAUGGCAACGAAGGGGUCAUCGAUGUGUUUGGGAUCGAACUAGAUUUCUGUGAUGCUGCAACCUCAAGGGAUCAAGUUUUGUGGCUCCUCGACAUGCUUGAUUGGAAAUGAACCAAACAUUGGCAUAACACAAAUUCAGGUUAACUUUUGUAAUCCUUGAGACCAAAAACUUCACCUGUUUUAGAGUUAGAUGUAUAUUCUGUUCUUUCACCUAGAAUAACUGGGCAUGCUCUCAUCGUUCUCCUCUAAAUAAAUUGUGCAACUUCUGUGUAAUAAUAUAUACUAUAUUUGUUGGAUUUCAAAUUUUCAA